AUGCGCCGAUACUCUACGGGAGAAGAGUUCUGGGACCGGAAGCCCAACCACAGGACGAUAGGUGUCAAUGACUUUGUCGGACGUCCUCUCACGAAGUUCAGCUCGACGCGUGAGUUGGUUUUGGCUAUCAGAGGUGCGAUGCGAGGUCAUAAACGGGUUUGGGAAGAGGCUCAGGUGUUGCACCGGGAUAUCAGCCUCGGCAGCAUUCUCAUCAAUUUGGACAAUCACGUAGACGACGACAGCGACGAUAUUGGACUCAUUCACGACUUCGACUACAGUUCCCUGGAGCCGGCUGGAGUGACUGGGAGUGCGGCACAGGACGUAUCAGACGGUAGGGCUGAGGCCACGCGACUCCCAGGACGCAUAGCGUCCUACUUCUUCAUGGCUGUGGACCUCAUCGACCCCGGGACCUCAUCGGUUACGCAUCGUCCUUACCAUGACCUAGAAUCGUUCUACUGGUUAAUUUUGUGGGUGGUCUUGCGGCAUACCCGCUGUGCCCUGCGCGCGAGGAUGACGCCCGGAAAGCAAGUCUGCGCAACACGCUUCAAGCAUUGUGACAGCUCUCCGCUUGGAUGGGCCAUGAAAUUUUCUUGGGCUCUCCCCAAGGGUGAUCUUGACGUCGCCGGCAAUGCCCCCCUCACAACGCUUAUGAAGAAGUUCAAAGCAUUAGUCUUCCAGCAAAACCUAGCCAUCAUGGAAGACAGCGAUGAAGUGGUUCUGACGCACUGCAGUGUUCUUCAAAUAUUCGACGACGUUCUCGAACUGGACGGUUGGCCAGAAAAGGAUUGGAUCCCAUGCAAUGUUGAGGAAGACCUCGACCCCCCCAGCCCGGGGCCUCUUACUGUCGGCGUUAUACCCCCCGGCUACCCCCCUAACAUGUCGGAGGCCCAACGAAACGCCAUGAUUCUCGCAGGGGAAGCAGCCGCGCGUGGUCACUUACCGCAGGACGCUCCUCGUGUCAUGUUUCUCACUUCUUCCGAUAGUAGGGAGCCUCGAAAUGCAUCGGGCUCCGGCUUGAAACGUCCGCUUGCGGAGGCCGACCAGUUUCUUGAUCCUUCCGAGGCCCCAAGCGCACCGAAGAAGUCGAAGAGCACCAUGGAAUCGUCCCUUCCUGCAGCUACGGCAAGCACCGAGUCGAGCUAG
Molecule: messenger RNA, 1143 nt
Organism: Trametes versicolor FP-101664 SS1
Lineage: Eukaryota; Fungi; Basidiomycota; Agaricomycetes; Polyporales; Polyporaceae
Exons: 3
Coding region: 1-1143 (380 amino acids)
Source: RefSeq, a predicted model, not a curated record